UGUCGACCAUAAAUUACAGUGGAAUUUUCAUGGAAUUUUCGUAAUUUAUAUAUAAAAAACCCAAUAAAUUGAGAUUAAAAAGUAUCUAGCGAAAUAAAGUUACUUUGGGAAUUGGGAAAUGUGAUACGAGAAAGUAAUACUCCGCAAAAAGUGCAAUAUUUUGAAGUGACUUCAUGUAACAAACCCAAUACUGCGAGAUUCGUAAUUCCCUGCGUGGGAUGUUUACGAAUUGUUGGUCAAUUUUGUGAUCGCUAAAUGCUUUUUUCAAGCUACAGAUAAUGUGUCUUAACUUUACCAACAAAUAUAAAUUUUGAAAAAGUAAAACGAUAAGAUUACACGUACCAUGUCCGGUACAGAGCAAAAUAUUGUAAACACUUUACAACAAUUAUCUGUUCAACCUAACAGUAGUCACACAGACAAACCUACGCAAGUAGUUACGCCCGCCGUCAAUCGAACUCAGUCUACUAAAGUAACUCCUGUCAAGGUUAACCCUGUCUCACCUGCUAUAGCAACAAUAGACAGACUCCUCAGCUUGGGUGCGACACCUCCACCUCCACCGGUGAUACCGAAAUCCGCCGACAUGGAUCCUCACACGCUGGACCAGUUAAGAGCUGUUAAAGAAAUGUUAACAGCACAAGAAGAGGAAGCUCAGAGCUUGAGAGAUCUCAAUCAGGAGUUGAGAGACCGCUUGGAAGAAUGUGAAAAUAAAAUAAAGAAAUUGUCCGAGCAGAAUGAGGAGUACUCUGAAAAAGAAAAAACCCUUUCACAGCGUGUAGCUGAGAAAGUAAAAAAUAAUAAGCAGAUGAGUGUCGUGAUGGAGGAAUAUGAGAGAACAAUAUCGUCUCUUAUAGGAGAAAGGGAGACUGAGGGAAAAAGAUGGGCUGAAGAAAGAGCUACAUUAUUAAGAGAAAGAGACGAAGCGGCUGCACAUUUGGCAUCAAUGGAACAUGCCUUUAAUGAUGUUCACACUAAGUAUGAAAGAUGCAAGGUUAUCAUUCAAGGUUACAAGAGCAACGAGGAGACUCUAAAGAGAACAGUCGAAGAGAACAAUGAUGCAAUUCAAAAACUUGAAGCAAGAUAUGAAACACUACGACAGCACGCCAUGCAGCAGUUGAAUAAAGCAAAUGCUGAACUAGACACUGUCAAGAAAACUCAUCAAGCAGAAAUAUUGAAGCUUAAUGCUAUGCUUAAGAAGAGUGAAGUACAUGCAUCAUCAUUACAAGAAUCUCUGGCUCAAAAGAUUAAAGAUAAUGAGGAACUCACAGCCAUAUGCGAUGAGCUGAUUAACAAAGUAGGUUAGUAAGCAUUAGGAGUAUUAUUAUUUACGAGUAAUCAUAUACAUUAAAUUAUCAUACUCAUUAAAUUUAUUCUUGCUUAAGAAGAAUUUAAUAUAUUAUGUAGCAAUUAAAAUUACUUCAUCAAAUUCUGUUACCAGUUUUGAAAAUGAAAAAUAUAACAUUAUUAUAUUAUACACUUACUCCCUUACUAAUAGAAAGAUAUACACAUACCACCUUACUAUUAAAAAUGUUUACUCAUGCUAUGAAAUAUUUUGUCCUUGUCUGGUUAGGAAAGCCACUCGUCAGACAAGGAACAGAAGUUGUAUAGUUUAUUUAAUGUACAACAUUUUUGUUUAAUCAAGGGGAUGUGGAAUGUGGAUACAGAUAAUGUAGUUAAACAUAUACAUAUAUACCUUAGGAGUGACUCUUCUAAAUUUUCAAAAAAUGACAAAUACUAUGAAGCUAAAAUGUCUGUGUAUGAACUUUAUAUUAGUGAGUGGGUUAAUAUUUUGUGCAAUCUUAAACAUCUGGUUUUGUAAUUAUUGUUUAUCAAUGUUUAGCUUUAAGUCUUUUUACAUGAUGACAUUGUUUUUGGUUAAUUUUUAAUACAAAUUGUAUUUCCAAAUGCCUAAAAUAGGUGCUUUUUGAAUAUUAUUAUUAUUAUGUAAUAAGGCUUUGUGCACACAGAGGCUAAAUGUGGUUGGCUAGUUCUAAGCCACUUUUGAUUGGUGAAUUCUUUUAUAUUUUGAACAGUAAUGCAUAAUUUUUUAAAUUUGAACUUAUUUACUAGUGUCAUAGGAAACCUUUUUUAAGAAUAAUUAUAACACAAUACUUAUUAUUACUAAUAAAAAUUACUGGGUAUAAAUAAGGUCAGAUAAAGUGAGGUUACCUUAUUUUUUGACCUUUUGUAUGGUGCCAGAUAUUAGUAUGUAAAAUGAAAAUUGUGUAAGCUUUAUGGUACAAUUGUGGUAUAAUAAUGUAGUCUUCUUUAAUUUAAAAAUUAAAUAAUAGGCAAAAC
This is a messenger RNA of Aricia agestis (brown argus), 2295 nucleotides long. Its product is annotated as transforming acidic coiled-coil-containing protein 3-like. The record is from RefSeq and is a predicted model, not a curated record. Lineage: Eukaryota; Metazoa; Arthropoda; Insecta; Lepidoptera; Lycaenidae. The transcript has 2 exons. Gene Ontology annotation, cellular component: cytoplasm. Gene Ontology annotation, biological process: mitotic spindle organization; cerebral cortex development; cell population proliferation. The coding region runs from base 344 to 1300 and encodes 318 amino acids.